UCGCUCGCAGACCGCCCGGGGCGGGGAGACGGGUGAGGUGAGGCCCGGCGCUGCGGCCGCAGUGCCAGGGUGACCGGUAGUGCUGUAGCAGAGGUGGCGGCUCAACGCGGCGCGGCGCUGGGUGGAGCGGGGGAAAAGAAGAGGAAGGAGGCGUCGGUGUAGGAUGGCGGGCAACGUACCUACGAGCGGCUGAAGCUGCAUAUUACACCUGAAAAAUUUUAUGUGGAAGCUUGUGAUGAUGGAGCAAAUGAUGUACUUAUCAUCGACCGCGUGUCCACAGAAGUUACCCUCUCAGUCAAGAAAGAUAUUCCUCCCUCAGCUGUCACAAGACCAAUAUUUGGUAUUCUGGGCACAAUCCAUCUGGUGGCAGUUACAAGAUAAUAAAACUUUCUUAGCAAUGAUAAACCACGUCUUGACUGUGGAUGGGUUUUACUUCUCAACAACAUAUGAUUUGACCCAUACUUUGCAGCGACUGUCCAACACUAGUCCAGAAUUCCAGGAAAUGAGUCUCUUGGAAAGGGCAGACCAGCGGUUUGUAUGGAAUGGUCAUCUUCUAAGGGAACUUUCUGCUCAGCCAGAGGUCCAUCGGUUUGCUCUUCCAGUAUUACAUGGCUUUAUUACUAUGCACUCAUGUUCCAUUAAUGGAAAAUACUUUGAUUGGAUUCUCAUCUCAAGGAGGAGUUGUUUCAGAGCUGGUGUGCGCUAUUAUGUGAGAGGAAUUGAUUCUGAAGGCCAUGCAGCUAACUUUGUAGAAACAGAACAAAUUGUGCACUACAACGGGAGCAGGGCUUCAUUUGUACAGACUCGAGGAUCAAUACCACUUUACUGGUCUCAGAGACCAAACCUCAAGUACAAACCACAGCCACUGAUCAACAAAGUAGCAAAUCAUCUGGAUGGUUUCCAGAGGCAUUUUGAUUCACAAGUAAUUAUUUAUGGAAAACAAGUCAUAAUCAAUCUGGUUAACCAGAAGGGCUCAGAGAAGCCACUUGAACAGGCAUUUGCAGCAAUGGUGUCUUCCUUGGCGAAUGGAAUGAUCAGAUAUAUUGCCUUUGACUUCCAUAAGGAAUGUAAAAACAUGAGAUGGGAUCGACUAAGUAUUUUGUUGGAUCAGGUGGCAGAAAUGCAAGACGAAUUAAGUUAUUUUUUAGUGGACUCUGCCGGCAUGGUGGUGAGUAACCAGGAAGGCGUGUUCCGCAGCAACUGCAUGGAUUGUCUGGACAGAACCAACGUGAUCCAGAGCCUGCUGGCCCGUCGUUCGCUCCAGGCCCAGCUUCAGAGACUAGGAGUUUUGCAUGUGGGACAAAAGCUUGAAGAACAAGAUGAAUUUGAGAAGAUUUACAAAAAUGCCUGGGCUGACAAUGCAAAUGCCUGUGCCAAGCAGUACGCGGGAACCGGUGCCUUGAAGACCGACUUUACCAGAACUGGGAAGAGAACUCAGUUAGGACUUCUAAUGGAUGGCUGGAACUCACUCAUACGGUACUACAAGAACAACUUUUCUGAUGGAUUUAGACAGGAUUCCAUCGACUUAUUUCUUGGGAACUACUCAGUGGAUGAAUUAGAAUCUCACAGUCCUUUAAGUGUUCCAAGGGAUUUGAAAUUCCUAGCUUUGCCUAUUAUCAUGGUGGUUGCCUUUUCCAUGUGCAUUAUUUGUUUGCUUAUGGCUGGUGACACCUGGACAGAAACACUGGCCUAUGUGCUCUUCUGGGCAGUUGCAAGCAUUGGAACAUUUUUUAUCAUUCUUUACAAUGGCAAAGACUUUGUUGAUGCUCCCAGAUUGGUACAGAAAGAAAAGAUAGACUGAAUUUGUGUCUGUGGAAAGCGGCUUGGCUUGGAAGACUCCAUGAUGCAGAACUGGAGUCUUUACUGACCCGCUUUCCACAUCGGCCUGAGGUCUUUUUUAUCCAGAAGCACGUGUUGUGCUUUGUGUGAGGGUGAUGACUUAGAAUUGACCUGAUGUUACUGCCUUGAUGAUCUUCUUACUGUUGGGAUGGUUAUAUUUAUAAUUUGAAGCUAUUCUAUAACUAAAAUGUAGCCUGAAUUCAGCUCACGGAACGGAAGGAAUCUGCUCACUGUCAAUUUAAUCAACUGUUGCAGAAUAAGUAAUAUAUUUAAAAAGUCUAAUGUCAUUAUUUAAAACAGUAAAACUAUUUUUCUAGCUCUGUGUUUUGUCACUGUAGAAGCAGUUGCUGUUAGCAAGCAUACUUUUGGGGCGAAAUAGCCUGACUGCGCGCCGAGGAGGAGGAGCCCGGGUCUCGUGUUCCUCUGCAGUUUUAGUUGGGCUGCCUUAGGAGAGUGUGAUGAAGAGAGUUAGAAUAUACUUUAUCUUUUUUAAAAGGUGUAAAUGAAAUCAAAGAAUGUAAAGUCUUCUCUUACGCUAAAGGUCCAAAGCCGCCUGUGUUGUCAGGACUGCCCCGGCGUGGAAAAUGCCUUUGGUGGGUCAGAGUCGUUGGGCUCCUCUGAGGGUCAUCCCUCGGAACGUGCCGGCCCGUGCGCGGGUCUGGUGCUGAAUUCGGUGUCUCACUUGGAGGCAGCGGCUGCUUUUCCACGCACGGUAGUAGUGAUGCUUUUCACUCUGUAAAGGUUUUUGGUAGCUGUCAGUAAGUGUCUACAAUUUAGUGCUUCCAGGUAGUUAUAGUUCUAAUCAAGGACCAACUUAAACUUUAUGUGCAAAAGCAAGCCUGAAAAACAGGCUUUAGAAGUUGCGCAGAGUUCUAAGUGGACAUGUGUUCAAAUUAUAAUUAUGAAGUUUAAAUAUUAGAAAAGUAUGUGAGGUGGUAUAACUGCCACUAUUUUAAAAUAGCUCAAAUACUGCUCCAGUAUUUGUGUUGUGCUUGAAAAAAUGUAGUUUCGCUAGUAAUACCUUUUGUUGUCCUUAAAUAUCUCUAAAAGCGCCUUGAUUUCAGCAUUACCUUUUUUUCAAUAUUACCUUUUAUAAACAUUAAUAAGAGUUGUUGCUUUUAGAAACUCUAAAGGAAAUAGCUGGAAAACCCUGUGUAGCUUAAAAUCAGUCGUUGACAUUCACAAUAGGGUAAGUAAUUAGAACUACCUACUCUCAAGAUGUAAAUAAGUAUAAUUUGUUCCAAAGAUGAGCUAUCUAAACUUAGUUCAUGUCUGCUGUAAUAUGUUACUCAGAUGCUACUGGGCAUUUACAUUAAGAACUUAUUUUAACACCACAAAGACCAAAUCUGAACUGCUAAUGUGGCCGUUUUGCAGUGAGUAGGCUAAUCGGUGUAUUCAAUCUUAAGGUGUCAAUAUUCCAGAAUUCUGCAGUGAUUUUAUUUCUAAAUUCAUGUACUGUAAAUCCAUAAGUGAAAAUAAAAUGUCAUAUUCUUUUCUAA
Molecule: messenger RNA, 3338 nt
Organism: Vicugna pacos (alpaca)
Lineage: Eukaryota; Metazoa; Chordata; Mammalia; Artiodactyla; Camelidae
Source: RefSeq, a predicted model, not a curated record